Messenger RNA from Microplitis demolitor, 2208 nucleotides. It is a transcript of the gene lace, whose product is annotated as serine palmitoyltransferase 2. The record is from RefSeq and is a predicted model, not a curated record. Lineage: Eukaryota; Metazoa; Arthropoda; Insecta; Hymenoptera; Braconidae. Gene Ontology annotation, molecular function: pyridoxal phosphate binding; serine C-palmitoyltransferase activity. Bases 147 to 1781 code for a protein of 544 amino acids. Gene Ontology annotation, cellular component: serine palmitoyltransferase complex. The transcript has 8 exons. Gene Ontology annotation, biological process: sphingosine biosynthetic process; ceramide biosynthetic process.
GUUUAAAAACGUCAGUACGACGACGCUAUCCGGUCUUUUUGUACAUCUAGACCAAAUGAACGUGCUCUUGCUUACUUCUUGUAGCUCUUCAUGUCUUAAGUGUACAGACCAUUCAGUUUUUAAAUUUAAAUUCAAUUUAUCUGAUAAUGACCACGAGAAUGAGAUUCAAUAAUGGAGAUGUAAUUAAAAAUGGGAUUUCGCAUAAAGAAAUAAAUGGUAAAAUUGAUUAUAAACAUCAGAAUGGAUUUAUCAAGAUGCAGAAUGGAGUGGAAAAAAAAAUACAAAAGAGCAAGAGUAUGAAAAAAGAAUCAUUCGAACAGGAGACAUUGUUCACAUCAGCACUAACACAUUUAGGAUUUUACAUACUUAUGUUACUGGGAUUUAUCAAUCAGCUAUUAUUUGCUCCAAAGGUGGCACGAGAACAAAACAGAAAGGGAUAUGCGGCGUUGUAUGAAAACUUCGAGACCUUUUAUUUACGUUAUGUGUAUCGACGAGUACGUGAUUGUUGGAAUCGACCUAUUUGCUCAGUGCCUGGUGCUAUGGUCACUCUAAAAGAUCGUAUUACACGUGACUAUUGCUGGACAUUUGAUUUCACUGGUACGGAGACGGAAUGCAUCAACUUGGGGUCUUAUAACUACCUUGGAUUUGCUGAAUCGACUGGAAAUUGUGCUGAGCAAAGUAUUGAAACUCUUAAGAAAGAUGGUUGUGCUAGUGGUAGUACACGUCUUGAAUUAGGAACUAUGCCAAUUCAUAAUGAGUUGGAACAAUUAACCGCACGGUUUCUUAAAGUUGAAGAUGCAAUAGUAUUUGGUAUGGGUUUUGCAACAAAUGCAUUGAAUAUUCCAUCACUGAUAACUCCAGGUUGUUUGAUAUUGAGCGAUGAAAAAAAUCAUGCCUCAUUGAUCCUAGGAUUGAGAUUAUCGGGCGCGGUUACGAGAGUUUUUCAUCACAAUGAUACUAAGCACUUGGAAAGGAAAUUAAAAGAGGCUGUAGCGUAUGGGCAGCCAAAAAGUGGAGAGCAAUGGAAAAAAAUAUUCAUCGUCGUCGAGGGUAUUUAUUCAAUGGAGGGUUCGAUAGUUCAUUUACCAGAAAUAGUAGCUUUGAAAAAAAAAUAUAAAGCGUAUUUGUAUCUUGACGAGGCGCACAGUAUCGGUGCUACGGGUAAAAGUGGCCGGGGUAUUUGUGAUUAUUAUGGAGUUGAUCCUAAAGAAGUUGAUAUACAUAUGGGAACAUUCACUAAGAGUUUUGGAUCCGCUGGUGGUUAUAUUGCUGGAUCAAAGGCAUUGAUAAAUCAUUUGAGAAUACACAGUCACGCUCAUGCUUAUGCUGCAUCAAUGUCACCACCGAUAGCACAACAAAUAAUUACCUCAAUGAGAACGAUAAUGGGUGAAGAGGGUGAAAAUGAUGGUAAAUUGCGUAUUGAACAGUUGGCCAGAAAUACGCGAUACUUUAGACGUAGACUCAAUCAAAUUGGUGUUAUUAUUUUUGGUCAUGAUGAUUCACCAGUGGUACCUAUGCUUGUUUAUUUAUACUCUAAAAUAGGAGUUGUAGUGCGUAAUUUAACGACGCGUAAUAUUGCGACUGUGGGUGUUGGUUUUCCGGCGACACCUCUGAUGGCUGGUAGAAUACGUUUUUGUUUGUCAGCGGCACACACUAAAGAACAACUUGAUUAUGUAUUGAAAAAUAUUGAAGAAAUGGCUGAUCUUAUUGGACUCAGAUACUCAAGGAAACCUAGAAAUCCUAAUCCGAUAGAAUAUUAUACUGACAGUGAGACAGAAUAAAUAAUUUUUUAUCUUUAUUCAUACUGACGAUAAUUCAAAUUUUUUUAUUUUUAAUUAGAGAUGAAUUUAUAUGUAUGUAUAUCGCGUUACUAAUUCCAAAAGGAUAUUUUAUACGUCCUCUGGGCUUUAGAGAGUUUCUUAAAGGCAAAAGGGCUUGUAAUUUUUUUUUUAUUGCUUAUGAUAUUGUAGACUCAUUCUGAAGCUGAAAAUUGUAAAAAAAAAAAAAAAUUGAAAGCUAAAUGGGGGUAUAAUUUAAACUUUAGGGGAGAGGUAACUUUGGCCACUUUAGGACCAGUUUUGGACACUUGGAAAUUUAAUUUAAUUAAUUUGUAAAAGACGCAAUAGCAUAAUUAAUUUUAAAAAAUGUUUAGUGGUGAUCUUUAAAAAUUAAAUUUUCUCAGGCACACCAAAAAAGCUUCUUUUUAGU